GAGAACAGAAUGAAACCUGGACUUAGAAAAUAUGUCUGUGAUCUCACACUGGACCUAAACACAGUAGACAGACUCCUCUCUCUGUCUGAGGAGAACAGAAAGGUGACAUGUAGGACAGAGGAGCAGCCGUAUCCUGAUCACCCAGAGAGAUUUGAGGACUGGAGACAGGUGCUGUGUAGAGAGGGUCUGACUGGGCGCUGUUACUGGGAGGUAGAGUGGAGUGGGAUAAUGGGGGCUGGUAUAGGAGUGACAUAUAAAGGAAUCAACAGGAGAGGAAGGGGUGAUGACUGUUGUCUUGGAUACAGUGACAAGUCCUGGUGUCUGUUCUGCUAUGACAACAGAUACUCUGCCAGGCAUAAUAAUAACUCCACUACCAUAGACGUCCGCCCCUCCAGCUCCCACAGAGUAGGAGUGUAUCUGGACUGGUCAGCCGGCACUCUGUCCUUCUAUAGAGCCUCCUCUGACACACCGACCCACCUGAUCACAUUCACCUCCAUAUUCACUGAGCCCCUCUAUCCAGGAUUUAGGGUUAAUUAUGUUGGCGACUCAGUGUCCCUGAAAUAAUAACUGGACACACACACACACACACACACGGACACACA
Messenger RNA from Salmo salar (Atlantic salmon), 602 nucleotides. The record is from RefSeq and is a predicted model, not a curated record. Lineage: Eukaryota; Metazoa; Chordata; Actinopteri; Salmoniformes; Salmonidae.